AUGGAAUCUCUACUUGCAAUGAUCGUUGCUAAUUGCUAUAUGUUCUUCUAUAAACGUGAUAUCGUUCGACAAAUUGACAAUAGUGGUGGUCUUUAUUUACGUUAUAUUGAUGAUCUAUUUAUUAUUAUCAAUUGGCCUGUACGUCAUUUUAUGAAACAGAUUGAUCGAUGGAAUAAAUUUGAUGAGAAUAUUAAAUUAUCAGCUAAUAUUAGCUCAUAUGCUGAUUUUUUAGAUGUACAUAUCGAAAAUAAAGAUGAUCAGCUAUUUACUACAGUUUAUUAUAAGCCAUCUUAUGAGCCGUAUUAUUUACCAUUCAAUAGUAUUCAUCCUAUGCAUAUGAAAAAGAACAUACCAUUUACUAUGCUGCUCCGUGCAAUUAGAUAUUGUUCUAUAUUUCAAGCUUAUUUGGAUGAACGUGAGAAAUUACGAAUGCCUUUACUGUUAAAUAAAUACCCUAUCAAAUUUAUCGAUCAACAAUUUAAUUAUCUAUCACAAAAAUUUAAUAUUGAUCAACCAUUAACUGAAAAUAGUUAUAAUAAACUACGUCAAGAAAUUAUAAAUGCUCCAUUUAAAGAAAAAAUACCAAUCAACUACAAUAAAACAAUGUUUGUUCAUUCCACUUAUUGUUCUAAUAUGAAAACAUUUCUUCGAAAAUUCCAAGUACUUUGGAAUAAAUAUUUUGGAAAAUCUCCUAUUAAUGAGAUUAUCCCGAUUCUUGGUACUCGUAAUCUUGACAAUUUACAACGGCAAUUAGUUCAAACUCGUCAAACUUAA
Rotaria sordida is the source of this 774-nucleotide messenger RNA. The record is from the annotation of a GenBank genome assembly. NCBI's taxonomy places the organism in Eukaryota, Metazoa, Rotifera, Eurotatoria, Philodinida, Philodinidae.